CCAUACACUUGCUCUGGCAAUUAGGAAACCUGUUGCACACCUGUCUAUAAUGCAGGAGAGUUUUUUCCCACCGCAGGCAAGAAAUUCCUCAAAACUACCAACUGGACCUCAACCUUUCUUAGAUGCAUGAAGCAUAGAGAAUGGAAGUUGCAGAGCACAGGGCCAGGAAGCAGACCCUCCCAGCUAACAUGUGAGGCAAGGCCUGGCACCUCAUCCACCUUCAGCUCACAGUCACCGACGUCAAUGACGAGUCUCCGCAGUGGACGAUGGAGCCAUUUCCGUACUUGACAGCCGUGUCACGUCUGGCCCUGGUGGGGACCUGUAUUUACAAACUACACGCAACUGACAAGGAUGAAGGAUCCAAUGGAGAAGUGGAGUAUUUCCUUCUGGAAGAUGGAGGGGGCAGGUUUACUGUGGACAGAAGCUCCGGCUGCAUAUUGACCACAGAUAAGAGCCUAGAGGAGGACGUAGAGUAUCAGCUGACGGUACAAGCUGCUGAUAAACCCGGAAGGAGGAGUCCUGCAGUCACUGUCUCGGUGGUUGCUGGUGUCCGACCUCCGCAGUUCAGAAAUGCAUCAUACACGAUCCACGUUCCAGAGAACACACCCGCAGGACAAGUCCUGGGGACGGUGUCGGCGCUCUCCCACCAGAACAGGACGUUAAGCUACAGUUUGGUGUCCAACCCUCACAAUUUGUUCACCAUUCACCACCUGAGCGGGGAGAUCUCAAUGACAAAGAGUGUGGAUUAUGAGACGGAACCUCAUCAGUUUCUGCUCCUGGUGAGAGCAAGUGAAGACCACCAAUCGCUGACCAGCACUGCUGAGGUUGCGGUGGUGAUUACAGACGUAAAUGAUUGCGCCCCCGAAUUUCAGCAGACCAUCUACAGCAAGGAAGGCGUCCCUGAGACCGUGCCGCCGACAUCCACCCUGCUGCAAGUCACGGCCGCUGACUGCGACACCGGCGCCAACGGCGACUUCUCCUACUUCACGCUCAGCCCUGAUUUCAGCAUCUCCGAGAAGGGUGUCAUUAGCCCGGCACGGGGCCUGGACUACGAGCGGCCCGGCCACCUGUACGAGUUCGUCAUCCUGGCGGUAGACCGCGGCGAGCCGCCCAACACCGGGACCGCCACCGUCAGGAUCCGAGUCUCCAACGUCAACGACGAAGCGCCGGAAUUUUCCCAAGCAGUAUAUCGGACGUUUGUGUCAGAAGACGCGGCCCCCAACACCCUGGUGGCCACGGUACAAGCGUUCGACCCUGACGGAGACCGAGUCACUUAUGAAAUCUCUGAAGGAAACAAGGAGGGAAAUUUCGUUAUUGAUCCUCAGAAAGGUCUUAUUCGCCUUGGCCCAAGUCCUCUCCCCCAGCUCCACGGGACUGAGUACAUCUUGUAUGUAACCGCGGCAGACGACAACGCCUCCGGCGGUCCGCACAGCCUCACCAGCACGGCCACAGUCCUCGUUCGAGUGGAUGACAUCAAUAAUAACAAGCCCAUUUUUCAUCAGUGUGCCGAGUACAGCAAGAACGCCUCGAUUCUAGAAAACCAGCCCCUGGGGACGUUUGUGCUUCAAGUGGAGGCAAAAGACGCGGACAGCGGAGUGAACGGGCAAGUGAAAUAUGGGAUCGUGCACAGAGAGGGAUACUUGCCUGCCUUCACCAUCCACCCCGACACAGGAAUUAUAACCACACUUCAAAUAUUCGAUCGGGAGAAGGAGAAGGAAUAUCCGCUGACCAUCAAGGCCACCGACCAGGCCAGUGACCCCCUCAUCAGCCUCUGCCAGAUAAACAUCGCCAUCCUCGACCAGAACGACAACGACCCAAGCUUCGAAAACAACCGCUACGAGUACUUCUUAAAGGAGGACACGCCGGUCGGAACAAGCUUCCUGCGUAUCGCCGCCCGCGAUGAAGACUACGGCCCAAACGCGGCACUGACCUACUCCUUGGCGGGUGACGAGCCACUGUUCUUCCAGAUUAACAGCACGACGGGGUGGCUGUACGUCAACCAACCGAUAUCUCGGAAAUCCCUAAUAACACAAGAAGUAAUUGCGACAGAUGGCGGGAACCGCAGCACGCGGGUGGAGGUGGCAGUACGGGUGACAGAUGCCCAGAAUCAACCUCCGGUGUGGCAAAAAGAUCGAUAUGAAAUUGUGAUUCCGGAGAACACAUUGAGAGAUACACCUCUUGUGACCGUCAAGGCAAGAUCACUUCUGGGAGAUCCUCGAGUGACAUAUAAUUUGGAGGAAGGACUGGUCCCUGAGAGUAACAUGCCAGUACGUUUCUACCUGACCAUGAACCGGGAGGAUGGUUCUGCUUCAGUAUUAGUGGCUGAGAACCUCGACUACGAAACCACCAGGAACUUUAUCUUGAAAAUCAGAGCUCAAAAUGUUGCUCCGGUGCCUCUAGCUGCCUUCACUACAGUGUAUAUUAACAUCACAGAUGUGAAUGAUAAUGUCCCAUUCUUCAGCUCGUCCAUAUACGAGGCUUCAGUGACCGAAGGACUUGAGUUGGGGACUUUUGUCCUUCAGGUUUCUGCAUCUGACCAAGACCUAGGUCUUAAUGGAGAGAUUAUGUAUUCCAUAUUGGAAGAUCGUAGUGGGGACCAUGCUCUGUUCCACAUAGACCCCCAGACCGGGAGCAUCUACACCGCAGCAGUCUUCGACCGAGAGACAAAGACAUCGUACUUACUGGAGGUCAAAUCAUCCGAUGGCUCAGAAUCUUCUCGACCAGGAAAACACGGGCAGCCCAAUACUGAUACGGCCUACGUGCGCAUUUUUAUCAGCGAUGUCAACGAUAACCUGCCGACCUUUGCGCAGAGCACCUACUAUGUGAGCGUGGAUGAGGACCAGGAUGUGGGCACCGUGGUGGCGACUGUGAGCGCCAGUGAUCCGGAUGAAGGUAUGAAUGCAAAUAUCCGAUAUCAAAUCACAUCAGGUAACAUAGGCGGAGUGCUGGAUGUCAACCCAGAGACAGGCGCCAUUUUAAUUGUGCAUCCCCUGGAUUAUGAGGAGGUGAAGGUCUAUGUGCUCACCCUGUUGGCAUCUGAUGGGAAAUGGGAGGAUUAUGCCACUGUGACCAUCAGUGUGUUGAACAAAAAUGAUGAGGCCCCAGUCUUUUCUUUGAACGAGUAUCGGGGAAGUGUCGCAGAGGCGCUGGUUGACUUGCCAGUGUUUGUGCUGCAGGUCUCUGCUAACGAUCCAGACCAUAGUGAAUUGGGAGGGUUAAAGUAUUCCCUUCAUGGAAGUGGUGCCGAAACGGUCUUUACCAUAACUGAAAAGACGGGACAGAUAUUUGCCCUGCAGACCCUGGACCGUGAAGAACAUGCCGUGUGGAGAUUUGUGGUGUUGGCCACUGAUGACGACGGUGACGGUCUUACAGGAUUUACUGAUGUGAUCAUCUACGUACAGGACGUUAAUGACAAUGCCCCACAGUUCCUCUGCACUUUUAACAUUUGUAAUGCCAGCGUGGUUGAACAUUCGCCACCAAGCACUUCAGUCAUGGAGAUGGCAGCCAUAGAUCUUGAUGAUAAAAACGAAGGCCAAAAUGCCAUUUUGACUUACACGAUAGUGCCCAGUCCAUUGGAUUUGUCACGCCAAAAGAUGUUUACAAUAAAUAAUGAGACUGGUACCAUUUAUACAGCUGUUGGAGACAUUGAUAGAGAAAAGAACGAUACAUAUUUGAUUUUGGUAGAAGUUAAAGACGGUGGUGGGCUGUUGACCACAGGUACGGCAACAGUCACAGUGGUAGAUAUUAAUGAUCAUGCCCCAAGAUUUACUCAAGAUGUUUGGACUGCAGUCAUUCCGGAAACUAGUGAAGUAAACUUUAAGGUCCUUCAGGUCUCUGCCGUCGAUGAGGAUGUUGGAGAAAAUGCUCUACUGACCUUCAGUAUCAUCGAGGGAGAUCCUGAUCAAAAAUUUUCCAUUGAAAAUGGAAGGAAGAACCACCUGGCCGAAAUAAAAUUGAAAAAGAAACUGGAUUACGAAAACCCUCACGAGCGUUGGUUUAAUCUCACCAUCAAAGUAGAGGAUUUAGAGUUCUCUACUACUUCCUAUUGCCUAAUAGAAUUACAAGAUUAUAAUGACCACCCUCCUAUCUUUAGUCCAUCCGUGGUUCAUGUGGCACCUUUUUUCGAAAACAUAACUGUAGGAAGCAUUAUAACUCAAGUGACAGCUACAGAUGCCGAUUCAAGCGAAAAUGGGCAGAUAUCUUACACUAUUCAAUCGGACUCGGAUGUUCUUGACGAAUUUUACGUUGACCAAAGUGGUUCCAUGAUAGUGGCUAAAUCACUGGACCGGGAAACCAUGUCACAGUAUGCUCUAGUCAUUCUGGCCAUUGACAAUGGUUCUCCGGCACAAACUGGCACAGCAACCGUGUAUCUCACCCUUCUAGAUGUCAAUGACAAUGGUCCAAGGUUUGAUGGCUUGUAUAUGCCUGUAGUUUGGGAAAAUGCAGCCUGGCCCCAGACUUUACGUAUGAACGAAAGCUCUUAUUUGUUGUAUGUCGUCGAUGCAGACUCUCCAGGAAAUGGGCCACCCUUUCGGUUUUCUCUUCCAAGUGACCUCCAGAAUUCCUCCGACUUCCUGCUUGUUGACCAUGGAAAUAACACAGCCUCAAUCCAAACUCAGAGAAUCUUUGAUCGGGAAAAAGAGAAAGAGUUUCGUCUUCCUGUGAUUGUAACCGAUAGUGGGAACCCACCGAUGAGCGCCACAAAUACGCUAAUGAUAACCGUCGGAGAUGAAAAUGAUAAUGGACACAAAGAAGGCCACAAGGAGGUCUACGUCUAUAUUCAUGGAGCGGCCCGCUCCCCGGUCGAGGUUGGCAAGGUCUUCGCUCCAGAUGAAGAUGAUUGGGACAAUAAAACCUUCACGACGGUCUCGGAAAUGCCUCUGCACUUCCUCCUGGACCCGAGCACCGGGACACUGACCAUGUUGGAGAAUACUGCCCAAGGAACGUAUAACCUGGAAGUCAAGGUGUCCGAUGGAGUUUGGCCAGAUGUCACGGCCACCGUGAGAAUUCACGUGAAGGAGAUCAAAAGUGACGCCAUCUUCAACUCCGCUUCUUUAAUAUUAACAAGUACGUCAUAACUGCAAUGUGGCCUUUACUACUUCUCCACCUCAACGUAGCCUCCUUCAUACCCAGUGGAAGUAGAACACCAAUCA
Molecule: messenger RNA, 5153 nt
Organism: Rana temporaria (common frog)
Lineage: Eukaryota; Metazoa; Chordata; Amphibia; Anura; Ranidae
Product: neural-cadherin-like
Exons: 20
Coding region: 267-5078 (1603 amino acids)
Biological process (GO): homophilic cell-cell adhesion
Cellular component (GO): plasma membrane; catenin complex
Molecular function (GO): calcium ion binding; cadherin binding
Source: RefSeq, a predicted model, not a curated record